AUGAAGUUUUUAAUCCACGCAUCCGUGUGGUGGCUGCUGCUGCACCCACCUUCGGGCUCAGCCUUUGUCUUUCCUGGACUUGGCGGAAAAGCAUCGAUGCAAAGCAAUCCAUCCAAAGAGUGGAAUCCCUUUUUGUUUCAACGGCCAAACAAUAAUAAUAAUCAUCGCGAUGAUGUAGCUGCCGCCAAGAGGAACACCCCAGCGUCAAACUCCAGGGUACAAAUGAGCUUUUUCCACUACGAUCCAAAUGCUGGAAGACCUCCUCCCGAGGGAGAUGACCAACAAGGAGAUUUUACAUAUGGAGGAGGACCACCUCCUCCCCAAGACAAUAGUAGAGGGCAGGAAUUUACCUAUGGGUAUGGAGGAGCAGCAGAUAAUAAUAGUGUACCACCACCACCCCCCAAUGCCGACGGAUUUACCUAUGGCUAUGGAGCUGGUGCGCAGCAACCACCGCCACCGCCAGAAGCAAAUAAUGGUCAGGGAUUUACCUAUGGUUAUGGUGCUGGUGCUGAAGAACAAGGACCACCACCCAAUGAUGGUUUUACUUAUGGUUAUGGCGACAGUGGCGCCCCCGAACAAGGGGGAUAUCCUGCUGCUCCCGAAACGAAUGCCGGUGCGAAUGAUCCAGGUGCUUACACGUAUGGAUAUGGAGCCACCGAUGCUGCAGCGGCUGCUGCUGCAGAUACCAAUGAUGGUUACACAUAUGGAAAUUCUGGAGCGGAAGCAGCAGCAGAUCCAAGUAGUGGGUAUACGUAUGGAUACGGUGCAGAAGGUGCAGCACCACCACCGGUUGGCACUCAGGGUGAUUAUUCCUAUGGAAAUCCAGAUGCGUCGUAUCAAGAUUUGCAGCAACAGCAGCAGCCACCAGUUCCCACCGAGGAAGCUGCUCCCAAGGGUGCGCCUCAUUAUGGAUCCCCCAACUACCGAAGGACAGCACCACAGCAGGAUACGGAUUAUCCGUCAUACUUGGACAAUGUGCAGCAACAACAGCCCCAAUAUCCACAGCAACCGCCACAGUACCCACAGCAACGGCAGCGACCCCCAAGAGUUCCACGAGUGGCAAGGCAACCAGGAGGAAAUUUCACAAAUGCUGGAUCUAAUCGGACGCCCCAUUACGGAACCGAACCAAGGGGCGCGAAAGCGGAUCCGGGUCAAUUCACAAGAACAAGAAGCUUGGGUGUGAACCCGUACGAUGAUCCAACCGUGGUGGAUGUCACUCCUGAGGACUAUGAUAAUGAUUUUUCCAAGACACAGGUGGCACAGCCGGGUUUCCGAGCCACCAACCCCGUUCCCAUUCCAGUCAUCAAAAAAGAUGAUGACAAGACGAAGGAUAACAGACGACGGCCUCGAACACCACGGGGCGAAAAUAAUAUUCGAACGUUCCAAGUGGACUGGCAAAGAGAUCGCCGUGAAGGACCGCCCCCAGAAGAUGAUCCAAGAAGAAGCCCUUACAGCAGGAGGGAGCCACGUGAACCCAGACGCUAUUCCCCGGAGCGGGAAUGGCGUGAUGAAGAUCCAAGAUACCGUGACGAAGAUCCAAGGUACCGUGGCGAAGAUCCAAGGUACCGGGGUGAAGAUCCAAGAUACCGUGAUGAAGACCCAAGAUACCGCGAUGAAGACCCAAGAUACCGCAGAGGAGGAGAACGAGAACGAUGGGAAGACGAACCAAGAGCUCCACGAAGGAGGGAAAGGACCCCUUCUCCUGAACCAGAGCCAGAACCGAAACCACGAAGGCGAAGUUCCACGAAGGAAAUGAGAGAAGUCUUUAGCAGUAGGACGGCGCCUGAGGAUAGUGAAGCGCCCAAGUUUGUUUUGUGGAAAGACAUUAAACAGGAAGCUGAUGAUGACGCCCUUUUGAUUGGCGAGCUCAAGCAGGAUGCAGAAAGGAGAAGGCAACGAGAGGCGAAAGAAGCCAUGAGGGCUCGGGAACGUCAGGAGCAGGGCUUGCCACCGCUGGAAAAUAAAACCGAGGAACCGCCGCCACCCCCUCCGCCAGGACCGUUCGAGCCGAUUCGUGAGACCGUACCAGGUAAAGCGUCGGCAUUUGGCGCCCGGUUUGAGACCCAGACAGCGGAUCCAAAUAAAGAUGGGCCCAAGUCAGUUGUAUUUCCUGUGCAAGGCGGAACUGCGGAUCCGGAAUCGUGGGUCCCACCAGCAAACGUCGAUUCAAGUUAUGCCAAUGCAGCGGCUCAGUCUGCCCCACUUGCCAAUGCGGUGGAGCAGGUUACGGUGGCUCCCUUUUCGUUUGCAAAUAAUGAUGAAAAUGAGGAAGCGGAUAAUGUGGAAGUGGCUGCUGAGAUCACUGCGGAAGGUGCAACGGAGGCGGCGGCUGCUGAGCCGUCAACAACUGCAGAAACACCAUCGGAUGCAUCAACAAAGUCCCCACCUAAAGCUUCGACUACGACUACGCCAUCAGUUAUCCCCCCGCCACAAGAUGUGAAAGAGGCUAAGUGGCCUGGUGUGAGAAAGCCUCCAGGUCCUGACGAUCGAGUGGAGUACUGGGAGGAGGAAGGCAAGCCGCUGCCAGUGCGGAAUCCUCUAAUUGAUUCAAAAUGGUCAGACGCCGAAGAAGAAAAAAGGCUUGACACUUCAAAGUUUGUCUUGUGGAAAGACAUCAAGAAAGAUGAGGACAAAAACAGUCUUCUCGUGGGAGCUGUCAAGAAACCCGGAUCCCCUGAAACCUUCAAGGGCCCGCAAAAUGAGUUCCCAAUCGGAGCUGAACCAGCGCCGCCCUCGCCUUCGACAAAGGCAUCCCCACCAACACCCGUGCCAACAAGCGCAAGCGAUAUGAAGAGGGCCCCCGGGUUUGCCGGCUUCGCGGCAGUCGAUUAUUCGGCUAAGUCUGCAUCGUCGUCAUCGUCGACGACAGCAUCAGAAGCAUCCAGCUCUUCUUCUGCUAGCGGUUUUUCUGUCUCUAACGAGGACCAGAAGUCGCCGGGGUUUUCGGGCUUUGCGAGUAUCAGCUUCGAAGCGCCACCUCAAGGCCCGGUCUAUGAAGCCCCUUUACAAGGACCGCCAGCGCCACCACAAGCGCCACAACCAGCCGCAACACCAGCUGCGCCAAAACCAUUGACGAGAGAAGAUCGUCUAAAAAGCCCUGGCUUUGUUGGCUUUGCAAGCAAGACCUGGGCACCACCACCACCUGCACCACAGCCAGCUGCGCCUCCGCCAGCACAAUCGCCGCCACCUGCCACGGUUCAAGCCUCGCAAAGCGACACUCUGCCGAAAGAGCCAAAACAAGAGGUUCAGACGCCGCCAGUAACGGACUCCAUCUCGGCUUCGCGAAGCGUGGAUGAUGGGCCACCAAAACAGCCCACACUAAACGUUCCGGUGACGCCAAGUGAAGACUUGGUUCCAACUUCAGUACAAGGCGAGCUGCCACCAGAGGAGCCGAAACAAGAAUCUCAGAUGCCACCAGUUGAUGCCUCCUCUGCACCUUUCCGACAAAACAAAGAGGUGCCACCAGAGGAGCUGAAACAAGAAUCUCAGAUGCCACCAGUUGAUGCCUCCUCUGCACCUUUCCGACAAAACAAAGAGGUGCCACCAGAGGAGCUGAAACAAGAAUCUCAGAUGCCACCAGUUGAUGACUCGUUUGGACAAGACAAACAGAUGCCCCCAGAGGAGCUGAAACAAGAAUCUCAGAUGCCACCAGUUGAGGACAAAGAGGUGCCACCAGAGGAUUCGAAACCAAGAUUUCAGUCACCCCCAGAUCCAUCAUCUUCGCUCCCACCGCCACCUGGUCGUGAGGGCCGAUUCUCUGCCCGGAAGGGGCCGUCAAAGCCGCCUCCGCUACGCUCACGACCAGGGCCAAAGUCUCCACCACUAGGCGGAUCGUUCCCACCGCCUCGGCGACCGCUGCCUCACGACGAUCCGAGGGAAGGUCCUCAGCAGCGACCACCCGCGUCUGGAGCGCCCCCACAACGCAAAGGUCCUCCACCUAGAGCAGGUGGAAGACAGCUGUCACCGCCGCCACGCCGAGGACCGCGCGAUGAUUCAGGUCGAACCAGGUUUCCAGGUGGUGGCAAUUUCCCAAAUUUCCGAGCGUCAUCCACAAGCUUAUCUCAGACAAACUCUUCCAGCGAGAGAGAGAAGGCUGCUGAAGGCCGUAGAUUUGUCGUCCCACAGAUUUCGAGCAAGAAGCCAAGCACGCCCGCGGAAUCAAUGUCGUCAACAGCUUCCACAACGCAACCAACAAUGAAAAUCAAGGGAGUUCAAUCCUCGACGGUGAAGAAUGGCUCCAAAACAGCUGCUCCAAAAACUGCCAGGGAUUUAAAGAUGAAGUCGAAUUUUCCCCAAGUAUUAGGUGAAACGAAAGCGUCUGGUAAGGAAGUUCCAACACCACCUCAGCGGGCCAAUCUGAAUGGCAAAGAUGCAGGCGCAAACGGUUUCACACAGACCAGUCCAGGUAGUUUUCAGCCAGUCUCCGAGACUGACUCUGCUGAAUCAGUGUCCCCCGCAACAAGUGGCAAGUCCCAUUUUGGUAGCGGGAAACCAAAAACAGAGAGCUCCCCUGCUGAGUCAGUGUCCACAGCAUCAGGCGACACCUUCCCUUUUGGUGGCCCACUACAGAAGAAUAGCUUAAACCAAGCUGUUCCGCAGCCGAACCUCUCCCAGCCUGGGAGCAGUUUCAAGCCGCCUCUUAAGCAGUCUGAGCAGCUUGGUGCCUCAGAUUCUCACUCUUCAGAACAGAAGAGUACCCAAGCAAGUGGCACCUUAGAAAGCACCCUUGAUAAAUCAGAAACAGAUUCAAAGGCUGCUGGCAGUCCAUUCCCUUUUGGCGGACCCCCAAAGCCAAAAGCAGAGAGUUCCCCUGAUGAAGCAGGAUCCAAAAUUCCUGGCAGUCCUUUCCCUUUUGGUGGACCGCCCAAGCCUAAAGCAGAGAGCACCUCUGAGGAAUCAGCAAUGGGAACAGCUGGAAGCUCCCACUUUGGUGGACCAUCAACACCAAAAGCAGAGGACACCGCUGAGGAAUCAGCAGCCAAGGUACCUGGCAGUCCUCUCCCUUUUGGUGGACCACCCAAGCCCAAAGUAGAAAGCCCCUCUGACAAAUCAGAAUCUGAGUCAACAGCAACUGGCACUCCUUUCCCUUUUGGUGGACCACCCACACCAAAAGCAGAGGACACCGCUGAGGAAUCAGCAGCCAAGGUACCUGGCAGUCCUUUCCCUUUUGGAGGACCACCCAAGGCCAAAGCAGAGAGCAGCUCUGAGGAAUCUGCAGCCAAGGUACCUGGCAGUCCGUUCCCUUUUGGUGGACCACCCAAGCCAAAAGUAGAGAGCCCCUCUGACAAAUCAGAAUCUGAGUCAAAAGCAACUGGCACUCCUUUCCCUUUUGGUGGACCACCCACACCAAAAGCAGAGGACACCGCUGAGGAAUCAGCAGCCAAGGUACCUGGCAGUCCUUUCCCUUUUGGAGGACCACCCAAGGCCAAAGCAGAGAGCAGCUCUGAGGAAUCUGCAGCCAAGGUACCUGGCAGUCCGUUCCCUUUUGGUGGACCACCGAAGGCCAAAGCAGAGAGCCGCUCUGAGGAAGCCGCAGCCAAAAUUCCUGGAAGUCCGUUCCCUUUUGGUGGACCGCCAACACAAAAAGCAGAGGACACCUCUGAGAAAUCAGCAGCUAAGGUACCUGGAAGUCCACUACCUUUUGGUGGACCGCCCAAAGCUGAGAGCAGCUCUGAGGAAUCAGCAGCCAAGGUACCUGGCAGUCCUUUCCCUUUUGGUGGACCACCAAUGCCAAAAGCAGAGAGCACCUCUGAGGAAUCAGCAGUCAAGGUACCUGACAGUCCUUUCCCUUUUGGUGGACCACCAAUGCCAAAAGCAGAGAGUUCCCCUGAUGAACCAGGAUCCAAAAUUCCUGGCAGUCCUUUCCCUUUUGGUGGACCGCCCAAAGCAGAGAGCACCUCUGAGCGAUCAGCAAUGGGAACAGCUGGAACCUCCCCCUUUGGUGGACCACCAAUGCCAAAAGCAGAGGGCACACGGGAGGAAUCAGCGGCCAAAAUGCCUGUCAGUCCUUUCCCUUUUGGUGGCCCACCCAAGCCAAAAGUAGAGAGCCCCUCUGGCAAAUCUGAGUCAAAAGCAACUGGCAGUCCUUUCCCUUUUGGCGGACCUCCCAAGCCCAAGGGAAAGAGUACCACUGGGGAAUCUGCCAAGAACACAUUUGGCAGCCCGUUUCCUUUUGGUGGACCGCCAGCACCAAAAGCAGAAAGCCCUGCUGAUGAAUCAACAAAUAAGAUACCUAGCAGUCCUUUUGGUGGACCACAACAGCCAAAAGAGGAGAGUACACCUGAUGAUUCAGUGUCAAAAACACCUGGCACUUUCCCUUUUGGUGGUCCACCAAAAGAAGGUGGAUUGAAGCCAACAUCACCUCAACCAUGGAACAGCCAGCUUGGGGACACAAGUGAUUCUGGGCAAACGAGUAGCCCGAAUCCAGCUGGUUCUCAACCUUGGAACGGUCAGUCUUCGAAUGGCAAAGUGGCUGCUCCGAAGGGUGUUGUCCCGGGUUCUGUGGGGCCUGGACGUAACGUUGCUUCAACUAUUAUUUCUGGGCAAGAAAGCGCCAAUUCUGCAACGGAUGACAAGCAAGCGAACCCUCGGGUCCCAUCUGAGUUUUCGUAUCUUGACGAUCUAGCAGAAGGCCCAUCGAAGCCGGAGGCCAUAUCUGAUGGAACAGAUACCGAGGGUGACCCCUCCACUCCCGACGAAGGGCAGUUGACUCCGCCUAUGCAAGCACAGUCGCCUUUUAUGUCGGCUCUCAAGGGCAUCAAAGGCAUGGCAACAGGUAUUGGUGGCAAGAAUCAGCCAGUACAGGCAAACAAAGCUAGUACCACGACGCCCCCUUCUUUUGGAAUUGGAAAGGGCAAGGGACCUCCUGGCAGUGCUGCUCAAAAGAAUGGCAGUCCCAAGACAAUGCCACCAACAAUGACGCCAGCCCUGAAGUUUGGCAUGCAACAACCGCCACGACCUCCUUCGGCAGCACCUGGAGCGACAGCCUCUGGUGCAAAGGAGGCUGUUAACUUGUAUCCUUCGAGCCAAGGGGUUUCAGGUGGCAUUUUCAGCAAGCAAAAGGAUAGUAAGCCUGCGGGAAACGUCCCCAAAGCAAACAGCCUUGAUGAUUACAAAGCGGUUCGUGGCAGUGUGGUGCCACCGAUGCCGAGGGACGCUACGUCGGGCCUUCCCAAAUCGGCUGUGAAAGAGACAGAGACAGCAGGGAGCUUGUAUCCAGAAAGUGCGGGAGCCCCAGGUGGAUUCUUCAAGGCGAAGGAAAGAAAGGAUGAAUCUCAAGCCACGAGGCCCAAAGCAAAAGUUUUGGUGAGUCCAGAAGUAAAGGAGUUCGAUGAAAGGAUGAACAGAGAGAAAAUACUUGUUGACGACAAGAAGCCGUAUAUCAACCGGGAUAAAUUUGUGUUCUCCAACCAGGCAAGUUUGCAGGAACUACGCAAAGAACGACAGAAGGCAAUCGAAGAAGGAGAUAUGGCCAAGUUCGAUUUCGACUUGCAGAAGUACAUGAGCGUUGCUGCUAUUGGUCUGGGUGCGCCGCUGACAGUAUACUUGCUUUCCGCCCUGUUGAUGUCGAAUAGCGUUACCCAACAGUUGGAAAGGGCGUCGUCUUUUUUGCCGAAGGCGGACGGCGUGUCGAAUCCCUUUGAAUCGAUCAAGAUUACUUUGCCAGAGAUCCCGGAUAUCCUCCCGUCCAAAGAAGCGAGCUCCGAUGUAGCUGGUCGAAAGGCGGCGUUCUCGACAGGCGAUUUCUCUUUGGACAAGCUAGGAGAAAAGAUUCAAAUGCCGUCUAUGCAGACUCGCCCGCUAUCAAAAUUGGAUUCAUUCAUUCCCGGUAUGAAGGAGCAAAUGGAAAAAAUCAAUCUGACUCCUGAUUUUGAUGUGAAGGCCAAGCUGGACAAAAUCGCCCUCCCUCCUGGCAUAAAGAUGAAUCUGGAGAAACUUGAGCAGAAGGUUGAUGAGAUCUCACCGGACGCCAAAGCCCCAGCAGUGCUUGACCAGGAUAAGGCCGAGCUGGAAGAGAUCGAGGGCAAGAUUGCUGAAGUCAAACCAGACGCCGCAGCCCCAGAUUUUGCGGAACAGAUCAAAGAAAGCGCGGAGAAGAGCGAGGUCAAGCCCGAUGUAAAUCUUCAAGUAGAUCAGAAACCUGAGGAAACGACGGCUGUGAUUCCCGAGUCCGCUGCGAAGGAAGAAACCAGCGAGUCACCUCAGAAUCCUUUGACUGGAUUACUAGAAAAGGUGAUGCCGACGGAGACUCAAAAGUCACCCGACGCUGACUCCAGCGAGGAGGCAGAUGAACCAAAGGGAGCUCUGCCAGGAUGGUUUGACCGGGUGAGCCGACCCUUCACAAACCCAUCUGUUGAAGAAGACAGUGCUGCGGACGAAGGUCCCAGCGCCAGCAAAGAAGAGGCAACAGUGGAACAGCGGUUACAGGAAGCUUCCCCUGAAGCAUCAGUUGCAGAACCAGAGACGCCGAGCACCCCCAAAGAAGCUGAAGCCGCGCAAAAGCCUGAGUUAAACGUAGAGCCGGCAAUACAAGAUGUUGCUACCUUGAAGGAGGAACCCGAAGCAGUGAAGGAUGCAUCGAGUUCCGAGGUCAAAGCCCCAGUUGAUCAAGCAGUAGUUGUCGAAGAAGAGUCAUCUGCAGUGGCAGCCGAUGACGCUUCGAAUGUAGCAGAAAGCGCUCCUGUGACAGCCAGUGAACCACAGAAGAUUGCUGAGGAAAUGAAUCCGGCCAUAAAGUCCACCGUCGAGGAGGAAACCUCACCGGAAGCCGUGAAACAAGAAGAAUCAGCAGAGGCCGCUUCCCCAGUCGAAGCAACCCUAAAAGACGCAAAGACAGAAGAAGCAAAGUUGGAGGACGCAGUUGCAGUAAUAGAUGAGCCUAUUGCAGCAGGAAAGGAAUCAGAGCUCACCAAGGAUGAGGAUGCAAUGGCACAACAAAGUGCCAAGAUGGAAGACGCAAAAACUGUUGAGGAGUCGACGGUGACGGAAGAAUCCUCCACUAAACCUGUGACAGCAAUGGAUGCGUCUCAGGAACAACAACAACAGCAAGAAGAAGCACCGACCAUCCAGGAACCGGAAGCAAAAGAGCCAGAAGCAAGGCAGGAACCUGAAGGGCGCGAGAAGGCGAAAGAGGAAUUGCGGGUACUAGCACAACGAGUACAGGGACCAGAAGAAUCAAAACCAGCACCAGUGAAGGAGGAACCUGAGGGGCGCGAUAAGAAGGUCAGGGAGGAAUUGAAGUCACUAGAACUGAAAAUGCAGGCGCUGAUGAAGGACUUGAGCACACCCGCAAACAAAGAGGAAGCCGCAUCAGUGGCCAAGGCGACAACGGAAGAAGAAGAACCCGUGAUUGUAGCCAAGGUGGACGAGCUACAGGCUGCCGCCAAAAAGAUUGAGAAGGGUGAAGGUCUAGAGAUGCGUAUGCAAGUGAUACCGGAAGAGACAACCGACGUGGCCGAGGAGACUCCCGUGAGAUGGUCCUUGUUUGGAAACAAGGAAUCAUUGGAACAAAAAGUCAAGAAGACGGACAAGUCUCCUUCCAUAUGGUCUUUCUUCGGUGUGUUUGAGAACAAUGACGAGCAAAUGGACGACAAUUCGUUGUUUUAG
Molecule: messenger RNA, 9606 nt
Organism: Seminavis robusta
Lineage: Eukaryota; Bacillariophyta; Bacillariophyceae; Naviculales; Naviculaceae
Source: the annotation of a GenBank genome assembly